Molecule: messenger RNA, 4751 nt
Organism: Contarinia nasturtii (swede midge)
Lineage: Eukaryota; Metazoa; Arthropoda; Insecta; Diptera; Cecidomyiidae
Product: MPN domain-containing protein CG4751
Exons: 8
Coding region: 287-4396 (1369 amino acids)
Biological process (GO): double-strand break repair
Cellular component (GO): BRISC complex; BRCA1-A complex
Molecular function (GO): polyubiquitin modification-dependent protein binding; metallopeptidase activity
Source: RefSeq, a predicted model, not a curated record
UGAUGCCAAUAAAAAAGACGGCGUUUGUUGUUCUAUACACCAACAAAAACUAUCGUCCAGAAAUUUGCGCAAAAUAUAUUCAAUUCCAAACCAUUAAUAUUUGUGAAACAAUUCUUUUUGUAUAAUUUUGUCUUUUUACAGUGAAAACAAUUUAGAAUCAUCGAAUGUUAGUGAAAACGUGAAUAUUUUUGUUUAUUUUGUGAAAUUCUUGACGCUCACACAUACUCACACACACAUACACGCAGAAGAAAAAAAAAUUAGUGAGAAGAAAAAAGAGUGCGACGUUAUGGAGCAAUCGGAAAAAUCGGAACAGCCUGGAGAGGUCAUUGAAGAUUUGAGUAUGAAAAAAAUUGAUGAAGAAAAAACGGAGGCGAAAGAAAUAAAUGAAGAUAUUGAAAAUGAAGAUGUGGAAAUGAGUGAGCCCACGGAAAAUGAAGAGAAACCAGAGUUAGAAAACGAUGCAGAAAAAACUAAAUGCUAUGAUGAAAACAAAGAAACCGAAACGAAAACAGAAGAAAUCGAACCUUUUGAAGAGAAAGAAGAGGUGAAAAAGCCUGAAAACGAAAGUGAGACUGAAAAAGAUGUACCUGCAAUAGAUACAACACCCGAAAAAGAUAAUGACAGUGAUGGAGACGAUGAAAAUGAUGAGGAUACGGAGGGUGGACCAAAAUUGGAGUUUCAAGUCGGGCGAACGGUUACACUUCAAAUGCUUUUGGCUGCAAAAUUGCUCGAACCCGGACCAGCCGCAAUGAGUAUUGAAUAUUUGGGUCAAAAAUUUGUCGGUGACUUAUUGCCCGAUGGCAGAAUCAAAUCAAUUGAGACAGAGACGAUCUUUUGUUCACCCAGCGCAUGGGCAAUGCAUUGCAAGAGAAUUAUCAAUCCGGAGAAGAAAAGUGGCUGUGGUUGGGCAUCGGUUCGAUAUAAGAACAAAAAAUUGGAUGCCAUCAAAACAACUUACUUGAGAAAGUGUCAAAUUCAAAGAGACUCUAACCUCAGCGAUGAAGCCGAAGCUGAUUUGGAUUGCAAGCCAGGACUGCCCGAGCUCGAAAUCAAACGCAUUGUAUUACCAUUCAACACAGUAAACAAUCGUCAUAUUGUUCAUGAUCCCAAUACACUGGUGGAAUCUGUUUCGUUUGUAUCACUGAACAAACUGCAACCAUUUUUGGUAUCAAUCACAACAUCCUCAGUGUUGCUCAUGGAUUUUCACUGUCAUUUGACAAAGCAAGAGGUGUGCGGCUACUUGGGAGGAAGUUGGGACAACAAUACCCAAACAUUGGCAAUAACACAUGCAUUCCCCGUGCGAAAUACUCGCCAUGAUCGUCACUAUGCUAUUGAGAUUGAACAGCAAAUUCAGCGUAAUAUGUUGAAGAAAAAUUUGAUUUUGGUCGGUUGGUAUCAUAGUCAUCCUCGUAUUGCUGCUCAGCCAACGUUAAGAGAUUGCGAUGCCCAAUUGGAGUAUCAAAUUAAAAUGUGUGGAAUAUCAGAUGAAACCUAUACACCGUGCGUUGGAUUGAUUUGUGCGCCGUAUUAUUCAGAGAAUCCGACAUUGGAAUCGAGUAUCAGUGCAUUCUGGGUGGUUCCACCGCUCGACAAUCGACCAAUGGAAUAUGGUCGCCCGAUGUCGAUGCAAUUUUCCGUAUCACAAGAUCUUGAAAUGUCCGAACACAUAAAAACUGAAAUGCUGUUGGCAAUCGACUACUACCGGCAAUAUGACAACGAAAUGGUAAAUUUCGAUGCAAAAUACGACGACGACGUUACAUUCAUUGAAAAAUUAAAGACAACAUUAUAUACGAAAUUUCCGCGUGAACAAAAUGAUUUUGAGUUUUGGAAUUGGUUGCGGCAAAAUUUAGGUCUGCAACCAGAAACUGAAUUCACUCCGCCGAAAUUGUGGUCAUCAAGCAACGAACAAAACGCACAAGGAAGUCAAAUAAAUACGCGUGGCACGGCAGUAGAAUCAACCCAAAUGACAACCCAUAAGAUGGCUCCCAUUUUUGGCGUAAAAGAUGUGGAAAUGAAAGAGCCGGAAAUCGUUGAAAUUAAAGAUGACGAUGAUGAUCGUAUUAAAGACUCAGAUAUUCCGGCAAAUCUAUCGAUGUCAACAAGUAUGGAUUCAAAGGAUAUCAAAGAUGAGAAAUUGCAAAUUCGAUCGCUGCAGGAACAAUUGAAAUUGCCAUCGGGUUUGAAUAUGACACCAUCACCAAUAUCAUCGAUUCCAUUGUUGCAACCAACAAAAAGUACAUCAAGUUCAAGUACGGCCACAAACAAUCCCGUUCCAAUGGUUUCACCGCGGGAUAGCCCCAUUUCAACCCCAUCGAAUUCAGCUAGUCCGGCCACAAAAUUCGAUAUAAGACCACCGGCCACACCAUCACCGGCCAAAUCAGAUGCAUCAUCGACACGAAAUCGGAAUUCACCAUUGCCGGCCAACUUAAGCAAAUAUCCUGCUUAUCACAAUACACCAACAUCAACGAAAACAGGUUCCAUUGCAAACGACUCAACUUUGGCCGCCACCAAAGCCAUGGAAGAAUUGUUGGCUGCCUCAUUUCCAGGCGGUAAAUUCCCAUACUCGUCCAAUGACUAUGCUACUCUAUUGCAACAAGCAUCGUCUAAAGAUCUGACUGCUGCCGCGAAUCUGUUGGCAUCGAUUCCACCUGGCGAUAAACACGCUUCAUCUUUAGCAGCUGCUGCAUUGGAUCCAUCAACCAAUAUGAAAGAUUUCUUAUCACAAUUGGAGAAAAGUACUGAGCUUAGCUAUCUAUUGCAACAACAAUAUCAAUAUCCAGGCUUAGCUGGUAUGUCACACAUGGGUCAAGGCUCAAAUUCAUCAUCGAAUGUACAAAUUACUACACCGAAAUCAACGAAACAUUCAAAACGUAAUUCACGUUCGUCGUCAAAUUCAUCGGUACAGAGAAAUUUCGAGGAUGAAUUCAAGAGUGAAUCGAGCAAAAAAUCUGAUCCAUCGAAUAAUUCGUAUCAUGAGUAUGCACAGUUUUUAUUAAAUCAAGCAGAAGCAUUGAAUGCAGCUGUUGCCCAUCAAAAUUACGGUGAGAUUUCGUCGAUUGUAUCGGCAAUAAAUACAUUGCCAACAAAUACAUCGGUGAGUGCAAUGUCGUCACGUAAAUCGCGUAAGUCGUCGACGACCACUCAACCAAUUCAAUCCGUUUCAUCACAACCAUCACUUGCCGAAUUAAGCCAAUUGUUGCACGGGACAUCUUCAUCGAGCUCAAAAAUGCAAGAAAUUUUACGACAAAUGGAAAGCACCACGGCUGGUUUGAAUAUAAAACAGUCCCAGAAACAACAACACCAACAGCAGCAGCAACAGCAGCAACAACAACAUCAACAACAGCAACAACAACAGCAGCAACAACAUUUGAAUUUACUUUCAUCAAUGCAACAACAAUUAGGCCAAUCAAGCAAAGGUUCUUCCAGUGGUUCAUCGUCAAAAAAUAAACAAUCGCAAAAUAAUCAAAUUUCCGACUACAUGACAUUGCUGUCGCAAGCAAAAAUUCCUGAUCUGGCCACAUUAAUGGCUCAAUCGUAUGGCAGUGGAAACGAUGGAAGCGAUUUAUCAAUGCUACUUCGUUCUCAAUACGAUCAGCAUGGCAUGAAUAAAAAUUCCGAUUUGGCAUCGUUGAAUGCAUCAAUUGAUAUGCUUGGCAAUUUGUUUUCAUCGGGCAAAAAUCCGUCCGAUUUAAAUUCCAUCAAUUCACUCCUAUUUCCGCAAGGUGGCAAAGGUGUAUCAUCACAAUCGGAUAUAACAAAUUUCUUAGCGGCUGCCGGCCAUCAGUCGAUGAAUCCACCAUCAUCAUCACAGUCAUUUUCAAAAAGUUCAGCGCUUAACAAUCCAUACUACUCACAAUCGGCCGCCGCUCUCGAUAAAGCACAACAAGACUUAAUUGCAUUAUACAGUGCAAAUCCGAUUUCAUCGUCAAUGUCUGGUGGUAGCAGUAAAUUUCCAACCAUUCCAGAUCCAUUAUCGAAAUCAACUUUGGCCGCAAACAAUAUGUUCAUGAAUCCAUCAUCAAUUUAUGCAAAAAUCCAACAGGAUGCAUUGAACGCAAUGAUCAUGAAGCCACCGUCAAAGACCAGUUCAAAAGGUGAAUCAAAAUCACGUGAAACAUCCGAGUCGCCAGCAUCACGCAUAAUGGCAUCACCAUCAUCGACUCCAUCACCGUCAUCAACAAAACAUAAUUUUAGCGUUGUUGAUUUGGCUGUUUCGAGUGUAAAUCAAGGUCGGCCAUCCUCACGAUCGCCGCACAAAAAGCAAUUUUCAAUAUCAGACUUGGUGUCACCGCCACCAUCCAAAAUGAUGAAAUUUGCCGAAAACUUUGCACAUGACGCUCACAACGAUGACAAGGCUGAAGUAUUAAAUCUAUCCGGCAACAGUUCCGAUAAAUAAUUUAAAACAAUUUAGACUAAUCUUCUACAAGUAUUCAAGCACAAAAAAAAAUCUUAGAACUGAAAAGUAUUCAAGCGAUUAUAGUUUUGGACAUUUUUUUCUAUUUUCGAAAUUUCGUCGGUAAAUUUCACUUUAUAUUUAUUUUAAUCGAAUUUUUAGCUGUAACGUAUUUGUUCGUCAUCAUUCAUCAUAUUUUUCACAAAAGAAAAAAAAAACCGGGAAAGUAUUUGUAUUUUGGGCUCUCUCCCGACUGAAUCUCUAUAUAUAUUUGGAAGCAUAUUCUUUAUUUUCUAUAAGUUUUGCGAAAGUAUUAUUUUUUUGUUCUUUUGUAGCUCAAUAAAUAAAUUCAUAUCUA